Cynoglossus semilaevis (tongue sole) is the source of this 6474-nucleotide messenger RNA. RefSeq names its product versican core protein-like. Gene Ontology annotation, molecular function: calcium ion binding. Lineage: Eukaryota; Metazoa; Chordata; Actinopteri; Pleuronectiformes; Cynoglossidae. Gene Ontology annotation, biological process: skeletal system development; positive regulation of neuroblast proliferation; glial cell differentiation. Gene Ontology annotation, cellular component: synapse; perineuronal net. The coding region runs from base 606 to 4919 and encodes 1437 amino acids. The transcript is spliced from 8 exons. The record is from RefSeq and is a predicted model, not a curated record.
CAGCAUCUUCAGCUACAGAAAGGUCAUCAUCUGUCUCCCCAACCUCACCUUCACCCCAAACAAGUAAUAUUGAAGAUAAAGUAAGUGUUCUUGCAGUUUCCGUUUUAGGGAUUAUUCCUAAUGUGACGUUAUCUUUUGCCACAGUUACAUCUCCAGUGUUUUUCAGCACUGUGCCCCCCCUGUCAUCAAACACAGCUACUCCUCAUACUCUUUCUAGUCAGUUUUUAACAUCUGUAGAAUCAGGGAAAACAUCUUCUUCCCCAUUAUCAGAUAAGUCAGUUUCAGACAAAGACCUUAUAACUUCAACUGUCCAAAUAAUUGAUGAAAAUGAAACCAGCUCAUCCAUAACUGUCACGGGAGACGUUCUUUCAACAAGGCAAACUAUUGUUUUGUCAGAGCAAUCUUCACCAUUUUCUUUCUUAACAGCAACCAGUGAAACAGCCAAAUUCACUAGCCAGGCGGCUGUAGUCAUUUCCAGCUCACAGAGUACAGAUAUUUCUACUCUAAACUCUGAAACUACAAGUUUCUUAGGUCCCUUUAGUGAUGAGACAGAGUUUAUUCCAACUUCUGAAUAUAAUAAAGCAGAAAGUAAAACAGAAAAAGCUAUGUCUUCUUAUUUCACUACAAGCAACCCAUUAAUUACACAUGGAGCAGGUGCUUCUGUAGAACCUGCCAUGAUUUCAGAAUCUCCAUUGUAUAGUACAGCCAAUAAUAUACCCUCAGUACAUUCUGAUCAUGAAAUCAACUCGAGCGUUGAAUUUUCUUUUGUUGAAUCCUCAGCUAGUGAUUGGAUUACUAGUGAUCCUACCAGCACUGUUUCCUUUACAGACUUACCGAAUUAUGCAGAGGUAUCGCAUGAUCUUGCCACUACCCCCGUUUCUUCCAUAUUAAGGACAUUGUCAUUGUCUCCAGUGCACACAGAAAUUAAACAAAAUGCUGCAACAGAUGAAAUGGCAUCAACUGCUCCCUCUGUUACAAGCACUGAUAAUAUGUUAUUCAUAACAACAUUGAAUGCAACGGAGGGGGAAAGGGAGACAGAUCGAACUACAGCUGCAGGAAUUCCAUAUUUAUUUGAAACUUCUCUGCCAAUGGCCAUCCCCAGUGUCACUUCAAAUCAGAUGUCCACAUACAUUGAUAUGGAAGCCUCUGGUUUAGAAGAUGAUUUAGAGAUAAGUGCAGAUGGUUCUGGUCAAGAGUUGCUUACUAAAUUUGUCACCCCAUCGUUAAACACAUUCACUGCAGUUGCAGAUGGGGCAGAUCAUCCUAAAAGCACCUCUGGUGUCAUAAGUUCUGCAAUCCAAUCUCCAUACAUGAUAAUCACUGAGACGGCUGUCGCUCUAGAUUCUCUGAGCAUGUCCUCUAACAAUUUAGAUAGCCACACAUCACUUACUGCAGUAUCUUCUGAUAAAACAUCAGCCGAACCAACAGAAACAUUUUUUGAAACUUCUACAAUUCAGAGCAGUUUGGAUUUGGACGUGAACUCUGAGUUAUCUACAGGAACAUCUUCAGCUGUGCACAGCACAGGGAUACCUGACAGUACAAUAAGCACAGUCUCUUCUAUAUUUAGCACAGAGAGAAUUAUAAUAUCAAUGACUUCUAAUUUUGACACAGAGCAGACAACUAUCACACCUACUAAGUCUGAAAAAGUUACACAUAUUCCAUUAACUGAGGGCCACACUAAAUACACACCGUUGACUGAAAGCAUCUUAUUUGGAAAACCAACAGGGGAACCGGAAACUCAUCUUUCAGUCAAACCAACAUCUACGGAAGGGGUUUCCUCACAUGAUGCAGAAAGCACUUCUGUUGUUGUUGAUACCUCCGAGUCAUUAGCUUCUAGGUCAAUAUCAACCAGCACAGCCAUCAUAUUUACAGACGAUGUGAAGGAUGAAGAUAAGCUCUUCUCUGCUGUUACCGACAGUAUGACUGAAGAGGUGACAAAUGCUGAGCUCAUAGCCAAAGAUGACUCCAUCAUUCAUGGAAAUACGCUUUCUAUUCAAGCAUAUUCAAUUCGCCCAACUAUCCAGACAGAAGAAUCUGGAGGAAUAACAAUGACUCAAAUAAUUGAGGGAACAGGAAAGGGAGAUGGUUCAGGAAGUAUUUCUCCCACCUACUUUACCUCUUCACCUAAAAUAUCCUCGGCAACUGGUGAAAAUUUAGAUUUUACAUCUUUUGAAUAUUCACAGCCUACCUCAAAAUCAUCGGUUGUAGAACACGUUUCUACAAUGGAGACAUCCAGUGAAGACACAGUCACAUUAUCUCUGAAUGCUAUGGUAGCUACACUGGAUAUGACCAAAGACACCUUAAGUUCCUCGUCCACAAAAGCCACGGCCCCUCCAGUCACUGACACCCCAUAUACACUAAUGUCCAGUGAAGCAGUAGCAAAGAAACUAACCAGUGAUACCAGCAAUGGCCAGUCACACACCACAACACAAUCUAAAGUACCCGAUACGGAUAUACCCCAAACUGAUGUAUCAACCAAAUUGCUGGAAGAUAAGUCCACUCAAGCUCCUUUAAAUAAAGACGCCUCACCUUAUACCAACAGCACAGAUAGUAAAGCCCAGGAAACAUCAACUCAUGCUGGAACCUCUCCUAGUGACCAGACAGCCUCUGAGCAGAAAGAGUCUUCUGGAACGAAAACCACAACGCAAGAAUCCAAAACUGACAUAUCUUCUGAGAGUUCAACUGAACAAUCUCCGAAAGAAAGAACACAUUUAACUACAAAGCCAACACAGAAAAAACCAUCAAAGACUGACUCAUCUUUUUUUAGCACUGAGGUUCCUUUGGUAGCUUCUAUAAGAGUUUCAACUGGUAAAGAAGGCACAGAACAGGCAUCACAAAACACAUCAUCAACAUCACCUAUAAUUCAGACGGGUGGCAGUCCAAAAACUACACCAUCCCUACAGAUAGGCAUGUUGGAUAAAGAAAACGCUGGGAGUGAAUCAUCAGAAGAUCCAUUAAUUUCCAUUAAUCCCACUUCAAGUGUUCCUUCAACAUCAGCACAGUCAGCAUCACAGCCUGAUGUUAUAGUCCAGUUUGUCACAACAGGUUCUCCUGUUCAUCGCCUGACAACUCCUCUGGAAUCCUUUGAGCAAGUAAAGUCAGAAAUCACACUAACACACCAUCCCAACACAGACUUUUUGUCCGAGGAUGCCUCACUUACUACAACUAAUCCUAGUUUUGAAAGUCAUGAACGUAGUCAUAGCACCAAAUCAACAACUCACGCUGUUGCAUCUCUUGUGGCUGAACCAGGAACAUCUGCAGCAGAUGAUGGAUCUGUUGAGCCAACUCCUACUAAAAAGUACCCUCUUGAUUAUAUUAUUGAAGAUAAUCCAUCCCCAGAUUAUGACGCACCAAACCUCAAUUUGCUUGAAUCUGUUUCACAAAUCCAGCAGAAUUUAUCUGGUGACACAGAUAGCAGCUCAAAAGAAAAUGCAACAAAGCCACCAGUUGCUGCAGAAGCUGUUACCAUACUACCAUUUGCAUCAGCCAAUGUCAUUUCAACAUCAGGCUCUGGACCUGAGAGCAGCUCUGAGUCUGAUAGCUCCUCUAGUGAGAUGUUCACCACACAUAAACCAAACAUUGACAUUAGAGAAAAAGAACAGUCUUUGUCAAUUGAUGGAAUACAGUCUGUGUUUAAGGCAGAUGCUACGACACCUUCAUUUGUGAAAUAUGUCCCUACUGAGAACACCUCAGGUAAUCAAGACAAUGAAGAAGAAAAUACAGAUGUCUCUCUUCGCACUGAAAUGCCAACAGAGAUCCACAAAGAGUUUACUACGUUGGUAGCUCAGACACAAAGUGAGUCAACAUUAGGGGCCACUUCUUCAUCAUCUUCCUCAAAGGAUGCCUCUACACCUUCAUCACUUACUGAAGUCCAGCCACCGGUGAAAGAGGAAGUUACAACUGUCACACCAGAUGCAGAACUGGAUUUGGGACACACUGUUGUUGGCGAACCAGUUGAAAUUCCAGGCCUUCACUCCUGUACCGUUGACGUUUGUCUGAAUGGGGGAACCUGCCACAAAGUCAGUGGUCUCCCUACGUGUAGUUGUGCUCCUGGUUACACAGGUUAUCAGUGUGAGACAGAUAUGGAUGAAUGCCAGUCUAACCCUUGCCGGAAUGGCGGUACAUGUGUUGAUGGCAUAGCUUCCUUCACAUGUGUGUGCCUCUCCAGCUACUCGGGACUGUUUUGUGAAGAAGAUACAGAAACAUGCGAUUAUGGCUGGCACAAGUUCCAGGGCCACUGCUAUAAGUACAUGCCCCAGAGGAAAAACUGGGAUACAGCAGAAAGGGAGUGUCGUAUGCAAGGCGCUCAUCUCACCAGCAUCCUUUCCCAUGAGGAGCAACAAUUUGUCAACCGCCUUGGACAGGACUACCAGUGGAUUGGUCUAAAUGAUAAGAUGUUUGACAAUGACUUCCGCUGGACUGAUGGCAGCCCUGUGCAAUAUGAAAACUGGAGACCAAACCAGCCAGACAGCUUCUUCUCUUCUGGCGAGGACUGUGUGGUGAUGAUCUGGCAUGAGGACGGUCAGUGGAAUGACAUUCCCUGUAACUACCACCUUACAUUCACCUGCAAGAAGGGCACAGUGGCUUGCAACCAGCCCCCUCUGGUGGCCAACGCACGCACCUUUGGAAAAAAACGUGAGAGGUACGAGAUCAACUCACUGGUGCGGUACCAGUGUCAGACAGGCUACAUUCAGAGGCAUGUACCAACUAUCCGUUGCCGUGGUGAUGGACGAUGGGAUGUUCCUAAAAUUACAUGCAUAACCCCAUCGAGCUAUCAGAGACCCUUUGUCAGACGACAUGAGCACAGAAGCCUCUACAGUGUUAACAACUUCAAAAGGCCGGAGGACGCCAUCAACUAUCGUCCUCAGCGCUACAGAGGGAGGAGGGAAAGGACUGGACACAAGCAGAGGAAGCUGUAAUUGAGGCUUCUUCUUAAAACCCGCACUGCUAACAAUGGUCUGAAAAUAGGAAGAAAAAAAUUUAAAUGAAAAGUAAAAAGAGAAGAAACCUAUGUACAGGAUAACCUGUAGGCUCCCAGUAUGUGGGACAACGAGGGAAUCAUCUUAUGAAGUGCCUUUUCAAGAGAUGUUGACACGUCACUUUGUUUUAAUAACUGGCUCUGUGUCACAGCAGUGUCAGUGUAUAUUAAACACUUUCAGCUGGCUACUGGAAACAGACAAUAUUCUCAUCAGUUUUGCUUAGAAAAAACUGUGGACAUUUUUUAUUUUUCCUGAGUUUAUGAAGCCAUACAUUCACGACUGAUGCUUCAGGCCUUUGUGAACCAAUUGUGCUUUUGAAAAUAAUCCCAAGUGUUCCUUAAUCUUUGAGCACUCUUAUGAAAUUAUAGCUCUUAUAAAAACGUAAAGGAAUGGGUCAUGUUGUUGUUGCUGUUUUUAAUCUGCCGUAUGCCUUCAAGAAAUGUAUGCAUUGUCAAAAGAGAUGAUUGUCGUCAUGGAACUAAGGCACAUUUUUGGUACAAAUUUACAUACAUUACAUGAGUGAAAAACUAUAUGUUGAUGUCUUUUUUUUCUAGUGGUAUUUAUUUGCAUUCCACAUUAACAAUAGACGAACGUCUGAGCAGGAUUUGUUCAGUGAACUGCUGGAGCACCUUUUUUUGAAGCAGCAACUUUCAAAGCACCAAGAAAGUAUCUUUCCUUAAGAGCCUUUUACUGUAUGUUAGCAGAGAAAGUCUUUAUGUACAGGAAUUUUAACAAAUGACAUUUCAAUUUAAUUUCCCUGCUUUUUCCUGCAAAGGAAGACAAUCUUCAUCCUUGUUUCAAGUUGAAAGAAUGGAAAGUGUCAAGUCAGUUAUAUGUUUUGCCUGUGUAUGUGCAUCAUUUCACAAAGUCUGUCAUCUAUUGCUGCUGUGCUUCAGCUAAGUGUUUUAAUGUUUUUAAUAGUUAAAAAGAAUCAGCCAACCAAGAGAAUGUAUUUUUUUGUGAAACACUCGUAGAGACUUGAACGUAACGUUUUUUUAGACAGAGAUACGUUAUUUGUUUUCAAGCUGCUUGUGACAGUUUUACUUGGUUCAGUACCUACAAGUGAAAUAAGAUGCUGUCAUUCAGCCCAGCAGUGCUGUUCAUAUGUAUUCAACAGGAAAACAAGCCACAACCACAGACUGUCUCAAUGAGCUACAUUGAAGAUGAAAUAUUUCCUAAUAACACAAUUAACUUUGCCACUUUUUCACAUCUGGAAUGCCAUAAACAGUGGACCAAAGAUCAUAGAGGGCCCCAACGGCUGCAAUAAUAAUGUUCUGUUCUGUUAACCAAAUACUUACAUGUGAAUGGCUGUGAGUGUGAAUCUACAGCCAUUUGUAAAUGGAGAUAUGUUUUUAGUCCACCUGUGAAUGUGUGUGUUUCAGCCUUCAUGUGCACAUAAUAUCAUAUUUAUAGCAUUUUUUGUAUUAUUUUACAAUGUGAAUGUCUUGGAUGUUUGUUGAUUUUUUUAAAAAAAGAAAAACAAACAUGUUCCCUG